CAGGGCAACCAGUUGAACGGAGAUUUUGUAACGAUCGCUUAUCGUUUUCUAAUACAAAAAAAAACUACAUAGUGUUAAUUGUAAAUAAAAACAAUAAAUUAAGGUAUGGCGGUACAAGGACGCGAGUAAUGUUUUCAAAACGCUUCAAGGUAAUUCCACGUAACUAGUCAAAAAUAAUCCGUAAACCAGUGAUCAUAAUAUUAUACAACGUAUUCACACCUAUUUUCACACAAACCCACGCAAAAAUAACGUGUUUUCAGUAGCAGAAGCUCCUCUCGAAACGAUAUGUUGUGUUCUUAGUUGGGCGGUGACAUUUCGUUGGGUCCAAGUGAAAAUAGGAUAUAAACAAACGAAAGUGGAAAGUAUGGGCGUUAUGAAAACUGGCACGUACUAAUGUUUAUUUGUUACAAAUUAAUGUAUACCGACUAAACAUAUGGAAUCUGAAUUGUCACCAGAUAACGAAAUAAAUUUAACACCAGAGCCGAAAAAGGACUAUCAAUGGGAAGAUUUGAAAAGAGAUCGUGAGGCAGGUGGUUAUCCUUGGACGCAUCUAUUGAAAGUGCCUAUAGAAGGUGAGAUCACCGCUGAAGAUAUAAUCCGGGAAACGACUCCUAGAAGAAGCAUGUCGCGGGAGUUUUCAAAAUCCCGAACUCAUUCACCUGUGGAUAGAGGUGGCCAAAAAAUACUUAAUCUAGACUCAUCUCCAGGGAGCAGUAGAAAGCAUGGCGAAGAAGGUGAAGACGAAGGAGUUCAUAUACCAAAUUUUUCUAAAGAAAUUUCUUUAGAUUCUGAUGACGAUAUUUUAAAUAAAACAGCCAGUUCACAAGCACCCAAGACACCUGAAAGUCAACCUAGUGCACACUUAGAGGCUCCAGCUGCAACUCCUAAAAGUGUUUCUCCAAAAAGCAUAUUGAAGCGACGUAUGCCUGAACCACAGUAUAUAGGUGCUUCUGAAACACGAGAAAAAACUAAGUGUUGCCAUCCACUGGUAAAUAAGAUUAAACACUUAGCCGAUAAAACAUUACAUAAGUUAGAUAAAACUGAAAAUGAUAAAUCACCAACGUCAAAACGCAAAAAAAAUGAAAAGGUUCAAGAAAUCAGACAGUUAAAAAAUUCACCUGGAGCAGUCCGAAGGCAAAAAUUUGGUGCAAUUAGGUUAGGUGAUUCAGAUGAGAUGAGUAAAACUAUGAGUGUUGACUCGCCACUACUAAGGAGAAAAAAAGAUCAUGUAUAUGAAGAUAUUGACGAACCGAAGGACACCAACAUAGAUAAAUCCUUACAAUAUGCAACAGAUUUAAAUAAACAAUAUAAUGAUAAAAAUAAUAGCAAUAAAGAAAACGAUAGUAUUGCAGAAAAAAAAUCUAAUGCAUCUCAAGAUCCAAGUUUAGUAACGGAUGAUAAUUCAUCUUUAAAAGCUGACGAACAUAUAAUGGAAAAAUUGUAUAAAAAAGAUGACAUAAAUAGGGAAGCUAUGCUCCUGGAUGAAGAGAUGGACCCAGAAGAGCCGAAAAUAGAAGAACUAUUUCAAAAUCAAAAGGAUGACAGUCGAAAAUGUGAUGACUCUCCUAACAUAACCAUUACAGAAAUUAUUAAUGACGAUAAUAGUAUCGAACAAUCUACAACCAUACCUAUCGAGACAUCACCAAGCCCGAGUCCUCGUGAUACUGAACGGAAAUAUACAAAUGCGGAAUCCACUGAUCAUGAUUGGUCUAGACCCAACAGUGAUCACGAAUAUGAAAUAAUAGAAAAGCCGCCUCCUAACAUAAUUUAUACCUCACCAAGUAUUGACAGUAAACCAACCAUGGUUAAAACUGAAGACGAGUUAUCUAGUACAACAUCUUUAGAACGGAAAUGUUUACAACACACAUCUGACGAAGAAGAUCACAUUGAUGACGAUGAGAAAGGUCAUGCAAUCGAAGAAAAAAACGAGAGUUUAAUGAAUGCUGAAGCAUUACAAAAAGAUAUCGAAGAAAGGUAUUUUGUAAACACACCUUCAAGUGCAUCGCGAACUGAAUGUGAGGUUAGUACAAGUCAAGUUGAGGAUUCAUCUGCAUUGGAAAAUUUGCCUUUAAAACGAAGUAGUCGAAACAAAAAUUCUGACGGCACUGAAAAUAAAAUACAACAACGGAUUAAAGAAGGAACAGGCAAAUUAAAAUCACAAGCCGGAAAACUUAAAGCUAAAUUACAUAACAUUAGAAAUAAACAAUUUAGUUUACCUGAAAGGCCUAAGUUUAAGAUGCCAGAACGCACAAAGAAUUCCGUUCCAGAAAAAAGAAAAUUCAGUUUGCCAGAAAGACCUAAAUUCAAAAAAAUUAAUAUAUCUGAAAAGUUAUCGUUUGGGGACCGUAAAAAAUUCAGUUUACCAGAUCGACCCAAGUUUGGAGAAUUUCCUAAAUUUAAGAUGCCUGAACGGCCAAAAAUUAAUUUUCCUAGUAUUGGUCGAAAAAAAGAACAGCGAGCUGAAAGUAAAAGGUCAGAUUCUACAUCCGACUUACAAAAUGUGGCAUCUGUAGAAUUUGAAACAAAAACGUAUCCAAGACUAUUUGGUAGAAAGAAAAAACCUCCUUUAACGAAAACCUCUUCUUCUCCUAUUUUAAAUAGAGAAGACACACCACCACCAGUAUUUACUUUUACUAGGGUGAAAAAAAGUAAUCAAGAUGAUCCAUCUACAUUUACACUUGAUACGCGAGAACAACCACGAGAGUAUGGUAUUGUUGAUAAAGACGUUAAUUAUGGGAAUGAAAGUGAAGGGAGGGAGCAAUUUAGUACAACAUAUGACUUUGAUAAAAUGGAUCAAUACGUAGAUGAGGAGGAAACUCAAGAAAACCUCAACGAUGAUGAACAAGCAAAUGUAUCACCGUCUAAUCAAGAAUUCACACAUAUAAACGAAUUAAAUAACGACGAAUUUUUUGUACGACCGAGAGGAAUUUCUCGCGAAAAUAUUCAAGUUCGGGAAUACUUAAGCGAUGAAAUACGACAAGCAUUUAAUAUUCCCAAAAAUGUUCUUGCUGUCAUGGGGAGCUCUGAGGGAAUAAAAAACAUGUAUGUCAACGAACUAGAGCCAGAAGCCGAUUCCGAACUUAUAAUCGAUGAUAGUGACAUUAUGAGGUAUUCGACCGAGGAUAUAAAUGAAAGAGAUGAUGGAUACUACACAUUCCCACCUGUAAGACCCUCUAGAGCUAAACGAAAGAAGAAAGAAACUGAAUCGAUUAAAUAUAUCGAUGACAGUAUCAAUGCCAGCAUGCAGUUUAGCGAGGUAGAUUUAGUACUUUCACGAGAUGAACUAGAUGCCAAUAAAAUGAAUUUUGCUGAUAAAACAAUCGAUUUUAGCAGUUCAGCUAUUGAUUUUGAUUUAAAGCCAACAACGGAUCUUCAGUCAAUACAUGAAUAUGCAAAUGAUGAUGUUAUAGAAUAUCCAGAUGGUCUUACGAUUCAAUCAAAAACUCUUCCAAUGCCACCAAAAAGGAAGAAAAAGUCAAUAAAAAAAGACAACAAACAUUCUUCACUGAACGAUUUUAAUAGCUUCAUUGUACCAGAGAUGUGGCAGUCACCCAAUGACCAAAAUGAAGAUAUCAUCGUAUAUAGAACUGAACACGAGUAUAUUGUUCCUCAAACAAAUAUGUCAAUUGCCGAACAAAGUCCAGUACCUCCAAGACGUAACCGAUCAAGGAGCUCUCGAACAACAUCUUUUUGUGACGAUGACCGAACUUCACAUGGCGCCGAAUCAUUAAUCCUUGACACACAAAUACCAAUUACUGAAGACAUCAAAUCAGAAACUAGUACACGUCAAGAAAGCCCUGGUUAUGCUACAGUCGAUAAAAGUUACAUGUCUGGUAAAACGACUAGAAGAUCUACAAGUAAAACGCCACCUGCAAGACGCAAAAGUAAUAGUUCUGAACGUAAAUAUUAUACAGUAUCAGGCAGUAAGGCUGUCUUGCCUAGUCGGCCGCCGAGAAAGAAAUCUUCAACAAGUCUUAUAGCUUUAAACAGUUUUAGAAAAGAUUCUCUCAAUGCAACGCAGUACGAUGAAAUAGAUGAACCUCCAUUUGAAGAGGUACAUAAAGACCUACAAUCUGGUGCAGUUGUAAGUAAAAUGAAAGAUCGACCCUUACCACCUCCACCGCGGCCACCAAGAGGCCCUAGACGUAAAAAGUCAGAUGAUGUAAUAGAUCAAUAUAAAUCUAAAUCAGAGACACAGUUAUUCAGUACUGAUGAAACUGAACCGCAAGACAUUGUUGAAAUUGAAGUUUCAACUCAAACAGACCCAUUACCAGAAGAUAUUGACUUUGAUUUAGCCCUUGAUGAAAAUCUUGAUAUAUCUAUGACCAGCUCAUUACGAGACAUUAUCGACGAAGAAUCUAUAUUGGGCAAAGUCCAUGAAAAAACCACUCAGCCACGUCGCCCUUCACGUUCGAUUUCAAGAUCGGAGAAGUCACUAAAAAUGUCAGAUCCUAAAAUAUCCGAUUAUUCUAAGCAAAGCCUAGGGCGAACCUCACCAGCGGUAAUUUUGGUGGAAAAACGUGUAUCAAGUCCGACAAAAAUAAAUGAAAAAGAUGAAAUAUUAACCGAAGCCUCAUUAACAGUAAAACAUAUUGAUAUUGAUGAAUCUCAGAUACCAGAUGUACCACCACUUCCUAAAUCUGUCCUAAAAAUUUCACAAACUGCAGAUUCAAGUAAUGUUUCCAUUACAGAGGACGACCGUGCACUGAAAAGAGUUUCUGACUCUUCUAAGGACGUACGACUUGAUAAUUUAAUAACACAAAGACUUCAAGUUAGAGACUUAGAUGUAGGUCGAUUAAAUGUUUCAGAGUUGCAGGCAACAAAAAUUCUGGUAUCUGAUAUCGAAGGUAUGACAUUAAAUGUGAACGAGUUAGAUUCUAAAUCUGGACAUAUUUCAGUAAGCGGUAUUGAAUUUUCACAAUCAGUUAUUGACGAAAUUGUCAAAAAGUUUGCUGAAAUAUCAACAAGCACUGCCACUCCUCUAUCACAGUCAGUCGAAGUAAGCCAGCCAAUAAUUCAGACGGUCGAAGUGGUGGAAAUGCAAAGACCAAUAAGUAGAGAAGAAGAAACACAAACCGAAACUCCGCCAUCUGAAAUUAAAAUUGUACCACAGAACAUACAACCUGAAACUGUUGAAGAUAUUAUUGUGCCACCACAACGACCCCCACCGCCAGAUUUAUCGCCUCUAUUGUACUCGUAUCUACAGGACAUAGCGAUAUCAUCAACUCCAUUACAACAAGCUAGAUCGCUCAGGGAAAGGCAUGUGGGUGAGUUUCACGAGCCAACUCAAACGCCACCACCUCCAACACGACGUACGAAAAGGAAACCAGCACUUCCACUCAGUGGAUCGAGUUCAGACGAAAACAAGCCUAGACCCUCACCAAGACGAAUGCCACCACAGGCUAGAGCCCACGAACCAUCCAUAACUGAAGCGGGAGCCCAAUUUCUUCGUGUAUGUCAAAAUUCUAUUAGUAGAACUUUUAGAAAUAUUUUCAAUAUAUUUAUGUCCUACAUAAGCGGAACAGAAGAUAAAAGGGACGUUCAAAUGGCAAUGGUCAUAUUCCUUGUUUUGAUUGCAGGAUUAAUUAUGUUCGGUUUGAGCGAUAGUCGAACGAUACACCACCACCACUGGGAGUUUUUCAAUCCGCCAGAUAAUAAGCAAUGAUUUUAUCGGCAAACCAGGAAAAUCUUACUGUUUAAAAUUACAACAGGAUUGUUUUCUGAUUUUAGAAAUGACCUUUUUUGCAAGCUUAUAAUUAAUAACAAGCAUUUCUAAUCAAACUUUCCAGCACUAUUUAAAUAUUAAUUUGUACCUAUUUAUAUUAUUAUUUAGUACUUAUCUUAAGUAUUUAUUGAUCCAUUAUAUGUGUUUACGGAAUUAUCUGGUCCAUUUGUAAUAUCAAAACACCUGUAGUUUAAUAUGUAAAUGAACACUUUUGGUCACAAAUAAUGAUUAUUAUUUGUGUUUGUUUAACCAUGUAACCAUUGUUGUCUUGACUUCACCUACUCAUUAUGCAGGGAACAUGACCUCACCUACUAGAGUUUGCAGGGAACAUGACUUCACCUAUUAGAGUAUGCAGGAAACAUGACCUCCCUACUAGGGUUUGCAGGGAACAUGAUAUCACAUACUAAAGUAUGCAGGGAAUAUGACCUCACCUACUAGGGUUUGCAGGGAAUAUGAUUUCACCUACUAAAGUAUGCAGGGAACAUGACCUCACCUACUAGAGUGUGCAGGGAAUUUUUUAUCCAUAAAUCUUCCCCGAAAAUAAACAUGAUUUUAUUGUGUCGAUACAUUUUAGUGUACACUCGGGCUUUGUAUAAAACACAAUGUUAGCUGCAAAUUUAAGGUCUGGUAGCGGAUUUUCUUCAAAACUAAUUUAGUCGAACGAUUUCACUUUAAAUAUGAAAUGGCACUAAAAAGCAAACCUAAUUCAAACAUUUUCAACUCAACAGCAAUCAGCCAGGUUGGCAAAUAAAUUGCAAAUCUCAAAAUAUAUUCACAAAGUAAAAUGUAAAUUGUUAAUCCUUCGUCAAUUUAUUAUAACCUCGGGUAUAUAAAGCAUUAUCUUUAUAAAAAUAAUAAUUAUUGUAGGUAUUCCUAUACACUUGUACCUAUAAACUUGUAGGUAUUCUCGUAUAUAUGUGUUGUUAUUAAUAUGCACUAUCGUAUAUGUAAACGUAGUUUGUGGGCUGGUGUUUGCAUUUUGUAAAUUUGUUUUGUGUAAAUUGUACCUUUACUUUAUUGAAAUAAAAUUUGUUCAAAAUU
Molecule: messenger RNA, 6766 nt
Organism: Bicyclus anynana (squinting bush brown)
Lineage: Eukaryota; Metazoa; Arthropoda; Insecta; Lepidoptera; Nymphalidae
Exons: 3
Coding region: 434-5665 (1743 amino acids)
Source: RefSeq, a predicted model, not a curated record